Molecule: messenger RNA, 4591 nt
Organism: Patella vulgata (common limpet)
Lineage: Eukaryota; Metazoa; Mollusca; Gastropoda; Patellidae
Product: protocadherin Fat 4
Exons: 28
Coding region: 53-4462 (1469 amino acids)
Biological process (GO): homophilic cell-cell adhesion
Cellular component (GO): catenin complex; plasma membrane
Molecular function (GO): calcium ion binding; cadherin binding
Source: RefSeq, a predicted model, not a curated record
AUCGAAGUGAAAUAUUGUAGUAGUGUGGCUUGUGUCUAAAGAAGAAGCAGCCAUGCUGAUGCGGUCUUUAAUCGUUUUACUGACCUUGACAUCGGUAUCGGGCUUGAGUUUCUUUUGUACACAGUUUCGACCGCUGAAAGUUCGGAUAAACGAAACGGCUAUCCGUGGAUCGGUGAUCAAGACUAUUCUUGAACCUGAUGACAAAGUAUCUUCAGUGCAGCUACUAGCGGGUGAUUUAUCCUAUCUAAACAUAAAUGUACAGAGGAGACAAUUACGGUUAUUAAAACCAGUUCGAGAUAAACGGGGGCAAAUUCUGAUUGUUACGGGCACUUGUUCAGACUACCUCGAACCGUAUCGGUAUAUGUUAAAUUUAUCAGUUAGUAUCGAGGUAGAGAUUUUGGACGUCAAUGAUCCACCACAAUUUAUUAACUUACCAACGUCUACCAGCGUAUCAGAGAGUACUCAGAACGGAAGUUGGGUUUUUGAUAUCCAAGCGGAUAAUCCAGAUGAUGUAUAUAAUGACUUCACCAGAGUUUAUUAUUCUAUACUGAGUUCCGGUUCAAUUGACAAGCCUCAGGAGUCUGUAGAUAACUGGUUUAUAGUGGAUGAUAACGGUAGAGUUCAUUUAAAUACAAAAUUAGAUUUUGAAGAAGGACCAAGAAAAAUAAAACUUGUAGUAAAAGUCCAGGAUUUUGGGAUUCCGGUGAAAAGAAAUAUAUCGACCUUAACGAUACUGGUAAAAGAUGUUGAUGAUAUGGGACCUCGUUUUGAUCAACAGUUUGUGUCCUUUACUAUCAUUGGUGAAAAGCCCGUACAGCAAGAGGAAUGUUUACCUACUACACCACCUUUAUAUGCUGAAGAUCAAGAUGCAGAAAUCAAGUCACCAAUAGGCUAUAGAUUAAAUCAAGUACAGGAAACUAAUAGUUCCAUAAACUGGUCCAAAUAUUUCCAUAUUAAUCCUAUCACUGGUCAGCUGUGUCAAAGACAUACAGUCCAGGGUAUCCAGACAAAGAGAGGUGAUAUCACAGUACAAGAAGUAAUGGAUGCGUUUAAUUUAACCGUCGAGGCCUUUCAAUUAGAUGAUCCAGACAAAACAGCAAGGGCAGUGAUUAUGGUGAAGAUAAGUAAUGAGAACCUGUAUAAACCGACCUUUCUACAGAUUAACUAUACUGUUGAUUUACCAGAAUACCCCGUAAUAGGACCAGGCACCCUGGUAACAACUGUCGUAGCUGAAGACAGAGAUUAUGGGAGAAAUGGUGAAUUCUUGUUGAGUCUGUCGGUGAAUCCAUUCAAUGCAUUUUCUAUAAACCCUACAACUGGUGAAAUACGAGUAGAAAAACCUGAAUUAAUUGAUAGAGAACAAAAUUCAACUCUUAUAUUAAAGGUAAAGGCAGAGGAAACUAAGAGUGUCGAGGGUCAUGUUAGUUCACCCGAGGCCCAGGUGCAGAUAACUCUACUAGACGUUAAUGACAAUUCACCCAUUUUCAACAAAAGUUUGUUUAAUUUUACCGUAAAAGAUAAUCACCAAAUUGGAACUGCUAUACAUAAGUUUGAAGAUCGAUUAGUAGCCGAGGAUGCUGACGAGGGUAAAAACGGAUUGGUCAGAUUAGCCAUUGUCAGUGUGCAGAACAUGAGAGGAACUUUCUCCCUGAAUGAUUAUCAACGUUUCCGUAUAAACGACGAGGGUGUGAUCAUUCUCCAGAGCAGCCUGCGAGCGUUACGGAGGGAGGAAAAUCAUCCCGAGUACAUAGUUGUUGUUCAAGCAAGGGAUUCGGAUGAAAAUGAAAAGCAACAAAGGAGUACAACUACACGUGUGUUUAUUAAAGUAUUAGAAGCUAAUGAUUACCCCCCAGUAUUUGAAAAGGAAGAUUAUAAAGUAUAUAUUAGUGAAGCUGCUCCAGUGGGUACACUCAUCACAGAAAUAAAGGUAACUGAUGAAGAUGGUGAUGAAGAUUUGUUUGUAAAAUAUGAAAUAACAUCAGGAAAUAUUGGUGACGAUUUUAGAAUUUCGGAAAGAGGUUUCCUGUUUAUAGAAAGACCAUUAGAUCGGGAGAAGGUUUCGUUUUAUCAUUUAACAGUUUCAGCUUCUGAUGGCUUACAUGUGCGAGAAACCAUGGUAACAGUGAAUAUACGAGAUACGAACGACAACUCUCCAGUAUUUAGUCAGACAAUAUUUGAUUUCUAUAUACCAGAGAAUGUUACAAGCAGAUUGGAUAUUGGUUCAGUAACAGCUACAGAUGCAGAUGAAGGACCAAACAGUAAACUUGUCUAUAGGCUGUCAGGAACUAAUUCCCAUAUCUUUAAUAUUACAAAGGACGGUUUACUAGUACUAAAUGGUCCAAGUCCUGUAGUUGACAGAGAAAAAACGGAAGUUAUAAUUCUUCAAGUUAUAGCCGAAGAUCUGGGCCAACCACCACAAAAGGAAGAUGCAAUGAUCAGAAUUUAUCUACAGGAUAUAAACGAUGAACCACCUGUUUUUACACAUAGUGUUUAUAGGGUCAAAAUGAUGGAGCCAAUCGCAUCAGAUGUUGCUAAAAACCAAACAAUUGAUAUGGAUGUUAGUUUAACUGUCACUGAUAAUGACGUCGACGCAGAACAUCGUGACGUAGUGUACAGUUUACAUGAUGGGGGUCUCGGUUUGUUUUAUAUAGACGAAACUACUGGAAGUUUAUUUGUGACCGACACAAGUUUAAUUGAUUGUGAAGCCAAUGACACCUAUACAUUCAAGAUUUCAGCCUUUGAUGGUAAUUUUACAACAUUUACAACACUAAUACUGGAUAUUGAAGAUCGAAAUGAUAACUCACCUCGAUUUACCAGUAAUAUGUCCUUCGUUAGUUCUCCGUCUAGUCGCAUUGGCAGUUUGGUUGGUCAGCUAACUUCUGAAGAUAAAGACGUCACAGAGCAGAACAGCCACGUGGUAUAUCUGUUAUUGGGAGGUAGUCUGGAUAAAUUCUCCGUAAACUCAAAAACAGGCGAGAUUCGGGUUAUUGAUGAUCUGACACAAGAGCCUUUCCGGCGCCAUUAUUCUCUGAAGGUGAAGGUCGUUGAUUUUGGACAGCCACAGUUAUCUGAUGAAGCAGUUGUCGAAGUGUAUGUUCCAAUCAACCAGCCACCAGUCGUUCCACAACAGUAUGUGUUUAGAAUCAACGAAAGCUUCCCAACAGCUGCCGUGAUUGGUAAACUAACCUCCACAGAUCCGGAUCAUGGCGUUGUUGUUUACAGGAUAUCCGGAAGUGAUGACACACUGCCUUUUUAUGUGACAAAUGAUGGCUCACUCCACCUCGCUGCUCGACUGGACACAGAAAAGCGUGAUGUAUACAAUUUUCCGGUAGACGUCAUAAAUUAUGGCGAGCCUAAUGUUACGAUUCACUCAUACGUCACUGUUUAUGUUGAGGACGUAAAUGAUGAAGUUCCUUUAUUUUCUACGUGGUUCUAUACGGCAGUAGUACCAGAAACAAAUGAUACAGAUUCAUUUGAUGAUUAUUUAUCAAUAUCCCCACCCCUCGGGGUAACUGAUUUAGAUGCACGCGAAGACGAGCAAGUGGUUUAUAGUCUCGGUGGCAGUGGAGCAGAAGAUUUUAUAAUAGACCCGUUAACCGGGACUAUAGUCGUCAACCAAUCUUCCAGUAUUGAUUGUGAAAGAAAAUGUGAAUACAACUUAAAGCUGAGAGCUAGAGAUGAAAAUGGAGAAGGUUUGGAAGGAUUUGCUAAUCUGAAUAUUAAAGUAACAGAUAUAAACGAUAAUCCGCCAAUUAUUACUGAUAAUACGAUCUUAUUUUACAUCGAGCCUUCAUCGCCAAUAGGCUCACGUGUGGGUCAAAUUGAGGCUAAAGAUGGCGAUUAUAGUGACGUCAACAACAGAAUAACCUUCACCCUUACAGACGGUGGCCUCGGAAAGUUCUUUAUACAUCCUAGCUCAGGUGUUUUGGCAUUAUCUAACAGUCUGCUCCAGGAUCCGGUACAAGAACUGUAUGAAAUGACCGUCACGGUUAUAGACUCGGGGACACCUCCUUUAUCUUCUGUUACCACAGUUAUAGUCCAUGUUCCCAUCAACACCCCUAUUCAAAUAAAUUCAAGUCUACAUUUAUUAGUAGCUGAAAACAAAACCGUUGGUUCAGUGUUAUGGACGCUACAGGAAGAAAAAUUGAAAGUAGAAAAUAUAUCAUAUCUGUUGGAAUAUGAUUCAGAAACUUUCUUAAUUGAGGAAUAUAUUGGUGAUAUUUUACUGAAACGAGAAUUAGAUGCAGAAACGGAUGAUAAAUAUUCACUGACAAUUCUCGUCAUUGACCAUGGUGAACCAACUUACACCUUUACAACCACGGUUAAUAUAGAUGUACUGGAUGUCAACGACAACUAUCCUACGUAUUCAACACUAUCAUACCAGGCGCAAAUAUCAGAAAAUAACGAUCCAAUGGCAAAAACAAUCAUUCAUUUGAGUAUUGUCGGUAGGUUCCGCCAUUAGAUGUCACAGAUCUGGAUAUCACAAGUCACAAGACGAAUAUAACAUACCGUCUCCUUGGUGACGAGUCUGAUAUGUUUCAAAUGGAUUUGAACUCUGGAAAAAUAACAGUACAGCAAGGGCGACAACUCG